Molecule: messenger RNA, 7832 nt
Organism: Phycodurus eques (leafy seadragon)
Lineage: Eukaryota; Metazoa; Chordata; Actinopteri; Syngnathiformes; Syngnathidae
Product: nesprin-2-like
Exons: 45
Coding region: 1-7311 (2436 amino acids)
Cellular component (GO): membrane
Molecular function (GO): protein binding
Source: RefSeq, a predicted model, not a curated record
AUGCGGCAGGUGUGCCGGUCUGGUUCUGUGCAGGACCCCCGCAAAGGCAGACCCCUCGCCGGCCGGGACCGGGAGGGGCCGCUCCCGGACGCGCUGCUGCGGGCGGGCGGCGAAGAGGAGCGCGUGACGCAACAACCGGUCGCCUGCCAGGAGAUGCUGUCGGAGUUGGAGCGGAAGGCGUCCGUCCUCCCCGAGUCGGGCCCCGCCAGCCCCUCGGACCAGGACGUGCCGCUCGGUCGCGGUGACGGUCGCGCCGUAGAGGCGGCGGAGAGGGACGGCGGCGUGGGCCGGUCCGGGGACGGACGGAGCCUAACCCGAGACGGGGAGGAGGAGGCGGCCGAGCUACUUCGGUCCAAACUGGAGCUCGUCCACUUCCAGAAACUUCCGCAGGCCAAACAGGAGACCGUACAAGAGGUGGAGCUCCCCCGGGCGACCAGGCUGUGGCUUCAGGAGCCGUCGCCCUCUUCCGGCGGCAAACUUCUGCGGCCGAGCGGCCCGCAGCGGCAGGAGGAGUUGGAGCGACAGCUGAGCGAGCAGCGAGGCUUGACGCGGGCCGUGGCCGGACUCGGCCGAGGAGCCGAAGAGGCGCCGGCGUCGCCAUGGAGGUCUCCCGCUGAGGACGCGGCGGCGGAGUGGUCGGGCCUUCGCCGCGGGUUGCUGGAGCUGGAGGACGGCUGGAGGCGGCCGGCGGAUUCUCAGGUGACAAAAUCGUCCGGCGCCGACGAAGCCGGGGGAUUUCUGAUCGCCUCCGACAACCUCGAGGAGCCUCGAGCUCGCGUCGGACGCCUCCGAGAGUCGGAACGCCUGGCAGAGCGGUGGGAGGACGAGGAGGAGGAUCCGAGGGGCGGCGAGGAAACGGCCGCGCACUGCGAGCAUUUGGCGCGCAGCCUGACGAGUCUGGCCGGUGUCGGCCGCGAACGUUUGGCGCGGUCGCCGCGGCUCCGCACCGCGACUGGCCUGAGUCAGCAACUCGCCGCUCACACGAAGUUCUUCCACUUCCUGCACCAACAUCUGCACGUCCUGCACUUCCUGAGCUGCAGAGUUCCCGAGAGCACCCUCCACGGGUGGGAGGGCGCCAUCCGGGCUCUGCAGGAGGAGAUGCUCUCCCUGCAGACGCAGGCGCUCCACACGGGCGUCCGCAUGGAAGAAAUCCUUCAGAGGUGGCGGGAGUGGGAGGAAGACGCCGCCCGCUGCCAGUCGCUGCUGACGAGCGUGGAGACGGCACUUUACGGCGGGCGCGUCUGCGCACCAGCAUCCCAGGAUGCGUCUUGCAUACUGGACGAGAAUGCGGCACAGCUGGGUUGUACGCUGGAGGCAGGGCUUUGGCUGCAGCAGGCCGGCUGCACCCGAGUGGGCGUGGCCUGCCGGGAUUUGGAGGCUCGCUGGACUCAACUCAACAAAACGUUCAAGCGACAGAAUGCACACAUGGAGAGGAAGACAAAACUCAGCCACAGUUUCACACGCGACUCCACUGCCCUCACAGAGUGGAUGGGCGUGGCCAGAGAGCUGAUUGACAGGUGGCGUCUUCUGAUGGUCUCGGCCACUGAGGACGCUGCAGGUGGCGAGCAGAGGCGGGAGGAAUACUGUCGCUUUGUGGCCCUGAUCAAGGAUCUUGAGGACCAAAGCAGACUCAAAGAAGCUGUCACCUCCCAGUUGGGGGAGUUGAGGGGAAUUGACCGAGACUUGGGAGAAGAUCCUGAGGAUGGACCGUCCAUGUGCGAAACCUCGGACCAGGAUCUCGAUUGCAUGAGCGAACGUCUUGGACGCUUGGAGCGCGAUUGGUCAUCUCUCCUGGCAGACGUUCCGACGGUCCAAAACGCUCUGCACAAGUGGUGGAUGGAGACGUUGAGCCAGCAGGAGGCGCUGCAGGAGCUGCAGGCAUGGUUGACGGACUCGGAGUCUCGACUAGAAGAGCGAAGACGCAGUGUGGGUCGAAACUCGUGCACCGCCGCCGACCUCCGGCUGCUCCUCAAGUACUACAAGGAGUGUUGUGCGGAGAUGUCGGUGCAUCGGGCCACCCUGGACCACGCUACCCAACCUUGGCAGACGUGUAGUACCGGGAAGGGCCCGGGGGGGCGCUACGACGCCAACCGGCUGGCGGAGGACCAAGGAAGCCUCAAGCGGCGCUGGCUCAUGAUGCAAACGACUCUCGACGUUCAGAUUGGCGAGCUGGAGGAGGACUUGAGGGUCAGGACGGAGCAGGAAGUUGGUCUUGAGCACAUUGACGCCUGGAUGGUGGAUCAGAAACAGAGUCUGGACUCGACCCGGGCACCCCGCAGCCUGGCCGACCUUCAGCGGGACCCCCACCAGGAUCUUGAUGAGCAAAUUCAGAUGAGACAGGUCGCUCUGCAGAAGCUAGCAGACCAACAUGGCCGGCGAGGAGGAGGUAGAGCCUUCAGGUGUCACAUUGACCAGUCCAGAGCGGUGUGCGUGGAGCUAGCACAGCAGAACAAGGCGGUCACGAGUCACCUUAUGGCGACGAGGCAGCUGUGGCUUAGCUUGGACAUGAAAGUGGACGACAUGACGCAGAGACGAGUGAGGACGUCUCAGAUGUUGGAUCUUCUCCGCGGUCAGAGCCUCUCACUGCAGGCCCACAAAGAUCUCCAAUGUCAGCUGCAGAGUCUUCAUGAAGACAUGAAGGCUUCAGAGUCUGACUGGGACCGUCUCCAUCAAACCUUUGCGGCUCUCAAAGACCGAGUACACCCGGACGCAGCAAACAUGCUCACUCAGCGCAUCGACACACAAACUCACAGCUGGUCUGUCGUGCGCUCCUGUUUGGACCAGCACCUCCAGAGGAGCCUUGUCCGCCAGACGGUGUGGGAGGUUCACACCCGAAGUGUAGCCGUCCUGUGGGAGCGCGUGAAAGAGCUGAAGAGGGACGCCGCAUCCGUCCCCAACUGGGACGGCGCAACGUGCCAACAUCUGGACGACCUCAACCAGGACUUGCAGAAACUUCAAACUCUGCAGGAGAGAGCAGACUCUUUGCAGUGUGACUUGCAAGGGGUGCUGGAGGCCUCCAAGGACCUGAUUGGUCGGCUGGAGCCCUCUGUGGCUGCUCUGGUCCAAUCGGAGAGCAGGUUGCUGUCUCGUGCCGCCCUGCGGCUUGGACGCACGCUGGCUGAGAAACGGGACGAGCUGCAGGAGGAGCUGCAGACGCUGCAGGAGGUCAGCAGCCUCCUGGACACUCUGGAGGCCACACUUGAGACCUGGAUGGAGCGUCUGGAGCACCCGGUGCAGCACAUCGUCGAGCAGAAUGCCGUUGAGCAGAACGCCGUCGAACAGCGCGUCCUGCUGGACCCGAGCGCUCUGGCCGCCGACCUGGACAUACUCAACGAGCUGAGUCGUGGCCUGACGUUGAACGACGGCGUCGCGCGACGCCUGAGGCGCCUGAACCGACGAUGGAGCGACGCCUCCGCCAGAGCCCAGGAAGCCUGCAGUGAGCUGCAGACGGAGGCGUUGCGCCAUCAGAGCUUCGAGCAAAAGUGCGAGAGCUGGAUGUCGUUCUUGCAGAGGAUGGAGGAGCGUGUGGCCGUGGACGUGUCGGGAUCAUACGCCGGACUCAGGCAGCAGCUGUGCGCUCACAAGCGCUUCCAGGCGGAGAUGUCCAUGGGCCACCAGAUGCUUCAUUCCGUCAUCUCCGACGCGCUUCGCCUACUGCAGAGAGGAGACGUGGACGAUAGGAGCGACUUCAUCCUGAAGCUGACGCAGCUGCGCGAGCAGUGGCGUGGCGCGGCCCAGGGGGCCGAGCGGCAGCGCUCCCUGGUGGAGGGCCUGGUCCAGCGGUGGCACCAGUACCACCGCGGCCUCCGCAAGCUCCAGCGCUUCCUGGCCCACACGCAGAACCUCCUGCCGGGAGCCGGGCCCGGCGGCCUGCGGAUCUUACGGCUAUCUCUGCGACAGCUGCAGCACACACAGCUGCUCUUCCGGCGCCAUCAAAGCAGCUUCAUCCACACGCUGGAGCUGGGCCGCCAGCUCUUCUCCGCAGCUGGCGAGCAGGACGCGCAGGACGCCAUCCAGGCCGAGCUGGCGACGCUGCAGGACGACUGGGAGCGCCUCCACGGCGCGCUGACCCGCUGCCUGGACCUCACCCAGGCCGUCGUGGAGAACUGGGAUCGCUGCGAGGCCGGACUGGAGGACAAAAUGCUGUUGCUGAAGGACAUGAAGAACAGGCUCAACCAGGCAAUGCCAGAGUGCAGCACGCACGGCGACCAGGAGAAGGAGGAGGACGGUCUGGAGGACGCUCUGCGGGACUGGGCCCACAGCCUGAGCCAGCUGAGCGCCAUGAAGACGGACCUGAGUCAGUACGUGAUGGCCGACGACGUCCUGGUUCUACACGAGCGCGUCCGACACCUUGACUGCCACUGGGAGGAGCUGUGCCUCAAGGUGUCCCUUCGCAAGCAGGAAAUCGGCGACCGGCUGAAUGCGUGGAUGAUGUUCAAGGAGAAAAAUGCCGAGCUGUGCGACUGGCUCACGCACAUGGAGAACAAGAUGGCCAACGAGUCCCACCUCAACAUCGAGGAGAUGGUGGAGAAGCUCAAGAAGGACUGCAUGGAGGAGAUGAACCUGUUCAGCGAGAACAAAAGUCACCUGAAGCAGCUGGGAGAGCAAAUCAUCGACGCCAGCAACAAGACCAAAGAGAGCGACGUCAAUGACACCCUCUACCACGUCAACGACCGAUGGCAGCACCUGUUCCACCACAUCGAGGCCAGGGUGCGGAAGCUGAAGGAGACGCUGGGAACGGUGCAGCAGCUGGACAACAACAUGAACGAGCUGCGCACGUGGUUGGCACGCGUGGACGCCCAACUGGCUCAGCCGCCCGUCUACCACGUCUGCCACGCCGACGACAUUCACGACAAGCUGGAGCGGCAGCAGGAGGUGCAGCGCGACAUCGACGACCACGCGGCAACGGUGGCUUCGGUGGCGAGGUCGUGCGACGUCCUACUGCGCGACGCCGACGCCUGCGGCGGCGAGUCGGAACGCGAUGCCAUCCUGCAGGCCGCUAGCAAUCUGGACCGACGCUGGAGGAACAUCUGCGCCAUGGCCCUGGAGAGGAGGAUGAGGAUUGAGGAGACGUGGCGUCUGUGGUGCAAGUUCCUGGACGACUUGGCUCGCUUCGAGGACUGGCUGAAGGUGGCCGAGCUGACGGCGGCCAAUCCCGACUCUGCCGACGUCCUCUACACCAGUGCCAAGGAGGAGCUCAAGAAAUUUGAGGCCUUCCAGCGCCAGGUGCAUGAGCGUUUGACCCAGAUGGAGCUGGUCAACAAGCAGUACCGCCGGCUGGCCCGCGAGAACCGGACAGACGCCGCCGGCGACCUCCGGCUGAGGGUCGACCGGGGCAACCGGCGAUGGGACGGCCUCCGGAGACGAGUGGCCGCCGUUCUGCGACGACUCAAGCACUUCACGUCGCAGAGAGAAGAUUUUGAGGGCACUCGCGAGGGAAUCCUAAUGUGGCUGACAGAGAUGGACCUGCAGCUCACCGACGUGGAGCACUUCUCCGAGAGCGACAUGGAGGACAAAAUGAGGCAGAUGAAGGCCUUCCAGCAUGAGAUUACGCUCAAUGCCAACAAGAUCGACGCCCUCAUCGUGUUUGGCGAGAACCUGAUUCAGAAGAGCGCUCCUUUGGACGCGGCGCUCAUCGAGGAAGAGCUGGAGGAACUGCACUCGUAUUGCCAGGAAGUGUUUGGCCGUGUGGCACGUUUCCACCAUCGGCUGGUCUGCCGCCGCCCAGUUGAGGUGCUGGAGGAGGAACUGUCUGACCAGGAGAACCCUGCCGAAGCGAGCGGCGCGGUGUCUUCGUGGAGCGACUCAUUCAAGAAGGACGCGGCCGAACGCCAGACCUCGUGCCAGCUUCUGGUGCCGCCUCUGGAACAUUCUGGAAGAGAGACGCCCGUCAGCGUGGACUCCAUCCCGCUGGAAUGGGACCACACGGUGGACGUGGGAGGGUCCUCAUCACACGAAGACGACGAGGACACCGAGGACGUCGCAUUCUUCAGCACCCUGUCAGUGAAGUCCGCGAGUGACACGCCAAGCUGGCAUCGUCCUGCCUCCCCAUUGAGGACGGCGCUUAGCCGACAUGUCUGCAGUACUUCAAUCCACCAGCAGGGCUACGUGAAGCUGAUGUCCGAGUGCAGUGGAAGCAUCGAUGACGUCAAGCGAGUCAAGUUGCUCCUUGACGACGAGCAGAAAGUGGAAGGUCCACUUCUAGCGAAUCUACCGGGUUUGACCAGUGGCACCACGCCUAAACACACGGGAACGGGUGUGAUCGAGCGCUGGGAGGUAGUGCAGGCCCAGAAGGUCCAGCAGGAGACGGAGGUCCAUCAGAACCCGCAGCAAUGGCACCAGUUCAGCACUGACCUCAGUGACGUCACUUCCUGGCUGAACAGGAAUCUCCCCGAUCUGGAGGCGCUGCAGACGAUCCCGCCCUCCACCGGUGUCAGACACUUCGAAGACAACGUCAGGACGCUCAAGGAGAUGCAGCGGGCAUUCUGCCUGCACAAGCGUUCGAUGAUCUCGGUCAACCUGGCCAGUCGUCACUUCCUGCUCGCCGGUCGCGACGACGACAGCGAGCAGCUAAAGCAGCUGAAAGUGGGGCUUAGCUCAGCUAAUCACAGCUGGAUGCGAGCCUGCCGCGCUCUAGAGCGCUGGGAGGCGGGGCUUCACGCCGCGCUCAUACAGUGUCAGGAGUUCCACGAGUCGCUGCAUUCGUUGCUUUUGUGGCUCGCUCAAGUUGAGCAAAAACUAAGCGAGAUCAGCGAGCGGCGCCUGUCACCCUCUUACGCCGCCCUGCUGGAGCAACGUGAUGAGCUGCAGGGGUUGCAGGAGGGACUGCAGGAGCGCCAGGAGGCUGUGGCGUCGCUUCACGCUGUUGGCACGCAGCUCCUCCUGGAGGCGGGCCGGGACCAUGAGGAUUGCGUGCAAGCCAAGGAGAAAGUUCAUGUGGUCAGCAACAAGAUGAAACUGCUCCUCAGGCACGUCCACGAACGCCUCAGUGACCUGAACCAAGACCUCAACACCCUCAAACACCACAAAGAAGAGGAGGAGCCAAUAGAUGACCCACAGUCAGACGUGGGAAGAAGGUACAGGGCUGAGGUCGCCGAGGUCGCGGCCCCCUCCCGCCGCCGGCAUCUCCUGUACCGCGUGGUGCGGGCGGCGUUCCCGCUGCAUGUCUUGUUGGCGCUGGUGCUGGCGUUGGCGUGCUUCGUGGCGGCACCCGCGCAAGAGCCAUCCUACUACAGCUGCUCGCUCACCAACAACUUUGCGCGGUCCUUCUACCCCAUGCUGCGCUACACCAAUGGACCCCCGCCCACGUGACAACAACCCACCCCCCGCCAUGUGUGUGCGUGUGUAUUUAAGAAUGUUGUUUGUUUGCUUCAAAGCCAUAAGCAAAGACACUCCACUAUUUUCUAGUUGGAUUUUCAUAACAAAUGUAACGCAAAUGGGUUGAUUUAUUCCAAAAGGGAAAUUAUAAUUGAAAAAGUUUGUGGACUUCAAAUUGUUAAAUCUUGUACAUAAUGCCAUUUAUCAUGUUCCCAUACAACGUAAACACACUCUUCUUAUAACAUUGUGCAAAUUUUCCAGCCCAAAACGGCUUUUUUUCCUCAACAUGGAACGUUUUUUGCAACAUUACGACAAUUGCCGUAACAUUCGGACAUUGGUCUUGUUCUACUCAACUUUAUUUCAUCAUCACAAAAAUUCUUAAAACUUUAUUCUCAGAACAUUGCGACUUUAAAACUAAAAUAAGACUUUUUUGACAGACCAUAAUUAUAUAAUCUCAAAAUAUUAUAACUAUAUUCUCGUGUUGUCUUUUUCUCAACUCUUACAUUUUUAAUGUA